Molecule: messenger RNA, 4356 nt
Organism: Scatophagus argus
Lineage: Eukaryota; Metazoa; Chordata; Actinopteri; Scatophagidae
Product: E3 ubiquitin-protein ligase Midline-1-like
Exons: 10
Coding region: 330-2399 (689 amino acids)
Molecular function (GO): zinc ion binding; protein binding
Source: RefSeq, a predicted model, not a curated record
GCUUACACAGACAGGGGAGGAAGCAUGUCAUGAGAGGUGAUGACACAGCCAAGGAGACACAUCCACAUCCUCAGUGACUCCCAAGUUCGCCGCUCGUCGCUGUUCCUGCCGCCACUGUCGCUGCUGUUGCUGCGUCCCACAGAGGAGAGAGAAGAGAGAGAGCCAAAGAUAGCCUCCGUUCCCUCUCCACACCUCUCUCUCCCUCUCUUCCUCUCUUUUUUCACUUUGUCUGUGGAUGAUGGGAUUUUAAUCAUGUGGAAGACAGCUGAGCGGCUCUUCAGGAUUUCGCUGACACUGCGCCUGGUCCCGCCUGGCCUCUUCUGAGCAGCAUGGACAGUCUGGAGUCAGAGCUGACCUGCCCAAUCUGCCUGGAGCUCUUUGAAGACCCACUACUGCUCCCCUGCGCCCACAGCCUGUGCUUCGGCUGCGCCCACCGCAUACUCAUCUCCCACUGUGCUACCAACGAAUCUGUUCAGAGCAUCGGUGCCUUCCAGUGCCCCACCUGUAGAUAUGUCAUUUCCCUGAGUCCAGAGCGUGGACUAGAGGGACUCAAGAGAAACGUGACCUUGCAAAACAUUAUCGAUAGAGUUCAGCGAGCUUCAUCUUCAGCUGGGCUGCCUCUACCUCUGCCACUGCCGGCACCACACAGCGGGCCCAACUCUCCCAGCGAGGAAGGGAGCAACCGAUUGGCACUGGUCCCCGUAAGCGCCGCCAUGUCCAGCCCAGGUACGCCUCCUGAACCGGUCCAGUGCCAGUUCUGUGAGCAGGACCCGCCACAGGAUGCUGUCAAAACUUGCGUGACGUGCGAGGUGUCGUACUGCGAGGAGUGCCUCCGAGCAACUCACCCAAACAAGAAGCCGUUCACUGGUCACCGGCUCAUUGAGCCCAUGCCAGACUCCCACCUUAGAGGGCUACAGUGCCUGGAGCACGAAGAGGAGAAGGUGAACAUGUACUGUGUCACUGAUGAUCAGCUGAUCUGCUCGCUGUGCAAACUUGUCGGAAGGCACAGAGACCACCAGGUGGCAGCACUUAGUGACCGCUACGAAAAACUUAGGCAAGCCCUGGACUCCAACCUGAGCAAUUUGAUCAAGAGGAACAACGAGCUGGAGUCGCUCAUGGGGAAACUGAUCCAGACUUGUCAACAUGUCGAGGUGAACGCAUCCCGUCAGGAGGGCAAGCUCUUGGAGGAGUGUGAUGUCCUGAUUGACAUAAUUCAGCAGAGGAGGGAGAUCAUAGGCAACAAGAUCAAGGAGGGGAAGGCGCAAAGGCUUCGGAAGCUGGCUCAGCAGAUCGCCAACUGCAAGCAGUGCAUCGAGAGGUCCUCGGCCCUCAUCACACAGGCAGAUCAGACGCUGAAAGAGACCGACCACGCUCGCUUCCUGCAGACUGCCAAGAGCAUCAAUGAGAGGGUUUCCAUGGCAACUGCCUCAACCCAAGUGCUGAUCCCUGAGAUACACCUAACAGACACCUUCGACAAUUUUGCUCUGGACUUUGCCAGAGAGAAGAAGAUGCUGGAAAAUCUUGAUUACCUUACAGCUCCAAACUCUCCAUGCAUAAGGGAAGAGUUGUGCACGGCUUCCUAUGACACCAUCGCUGUCCACUGGACGUCUGAUGACGAGUUCACAGUGGUGUCAUAUGAGCUCCAGUACGCCAUCUUCACCGGACAGUCCAACAUUGCCAGUCUGUGUAACUCACUGGAGAGCUGGAUGAUUGUUCCCAACAUCAAGCAGAACCACUACACAGUGCACGGUCUGCAGAGCGGCACCAAGUAUAUCUUUGUUGUCAAGGCCAUUAACCAAGCGGGAAGCAGGAGCAGCGAACCAGGGACUCUGAAGACCAACAGCCAGCCGUUCAAGCUGGAUCCCAAAUCUGCCCACAAGAAACUGAAGGUGUCCCACGAUAAUCUGACAGUUGAGCGGGACGAGACCACGUCCAAGAAAGGCCACAGCCAGGAACGUUUCUCCAGCCAGAGCAGCUAUGGCGUGGUGGGAAAUGUUUUCAUCGACAGCGGCCGUCACUACUGGGAGGCAUUAAUAGGCGGGAGCACAUGGUACGCUGUGGGCAUUGCCUACAAAUCAGCCCCCAAGCACGAGUGGAUCGGCAAGAACUCAGCGUCCUGGGUGCUCUGCCGCUGCAACAACUCCUGGGUGGUUCGUCACAACAGCAAAGAGCUGGCCAUUGAGCCCUCGCCCCACCUGCGACGUGUUGGGGUCCUGUUAGACUACGACGCCGGGUACCUGACCUUCUACGAUGCUGUGGGCUCCCAGCACCUGCACACAUUUCACGUCUCCUUUGUCCAACCUGUGUGUCCUGUGUUCAACGUGUGGAACAAGUGUCUGACAAUUCUCACCGGUCUACCCAUCCCUGAUCAUCUGGAGGGAAUGGAACCCCAAGGCUGAAAACUAAAAGCAAGAAUACAACAGCAUGAACUGCUCUAAAAUUUCUUAAAGCUGCACUGGGCAAGAUUUGUGAAAAUAAUCAUCUUUGGAUAGAUAAUUUAAAAUUGUUUCAUCCUUUUUAAUUCACACAGAUCUGCUUCAUUUAACCAAAUUAAAUUUUGGUCCUGUGCACUAUUUCAUCUAAAGGCAGUUUAAAAACAAUGAGUAAAAUAUAAUGCUCUUAAACAGCCGCCAGCACACAGCCUGUCCUAAAAAAUCUGGACUUCACGGUGCAUGAUUGCUGCCAUUUGUGCUGAAUUACCUGUUGCAGCUUUAACAUGCAAAGAAAAUAGAAGAGAUGUCCCAUGGUGUUAUUUUAUUUUACUCCAAAUGCGAUUUUUGGUUGUUUACCAUGAUUCAUAAGAGGCAAUAUAAUGCAGAUUCUUGUCGUCUUUGACUGUUAAAAGCUAGUGAAAAUCUAUUCUGGAGUCAGGAUACUGGGGUGGAUCCAGAAUAGAACCGGACAAAUGGACAAAGAGUGGAGCUAUAAUUUCCUUCUCUAAAGGCACUUUGGGGGUAUUUUUUUACCAUUGCAUCUAGGAAAUAAGCCACAAAUAAAUUUUCACCUUAUUGGAUAUAGCACUUUGAAAAUCCCUGAAAGUAAACACACAUAUGCUGCCUCUACACUCUAUACAAAAACAAGAGUGAAUACUUACAUACAAACUUUAAUCUAUCAUAAUUGCUGAGAAGAGCAGAAUAAUGUAUAUUUUGUAAAUUCACCUCACCGCCCUCCCUUUCCCUUACUCAUUCAAAAUGAACCAAAGUAGUCAUUUAUUGUCUGUUCAGAUGACUUUACAUAAAUUUUACGUACGUUGACAAAUGCUGAAUUAUUUUUGAAAAGUGACAGAGGGGAGAUAGAUGCCACUGUUAAAUGCAGGAUUCACUUAAAGGUAGAUCUUGUUUUUGCACAUUGUUCAUACUUUAUUCAUAGUUUUGUAACCUAAAAGUCUAAUUCAUUUUGGUGAAAUUAACAAGCAUUCAUAUUGGUUCUGUUUGAUUUUGUCUUUUGGCAGCCCGAUAAGCAGUGCCAUUAGGAUUUUAUGUGAUGCAUAAUGUGUGAGUUGUGUUACAGUUGUAGCCCCAAGUUAUUAUCGGAGCUGAGGGGUAAAUGGGUGUAUUUUUUUUCUCAUUUUUAUAAAAAAGAAAAUAAGGGUGUUCAGAGAAACCGAUUUGUGCUGGUGUAACAAUACUCCAGAGCUAUUCAUUUGCUGUCAGCAAAGAGUGUCUUCCCAUUUUAUCCUUUUCUGUAGCAUUACAGUUUCCAAGGUCUCAUUUAAUCAAAUCUACAGGCAACAUUUUGUUUACAAAAACAACAAUAACACCUACACUUUACUGAGACAACAGAGCCAUGCACAGGGAGCUGUCCUCACACUUAUUGCACAUAAGGUGCACAGCACUCGUCACUCAUUGGCUGAAUUGAUUUGAAUUUUACCCAUUGCUUGCUUUUUCAAAAAUGGCCCAAACAGCCUAAAUAUGAUUUAAACAUUUGAAUCUUAAAGAUCAAGAAACUGAAACAAAAACUUCAACUGGGAAAUACUUAUUUCCAAUAUUUCAGUUUCGUUCUGUAUGUAACGGUAUUAAUCAGUAACAAAAAUGGCACUCCUUAGUGUAAAUACAGUGAUUGGGUUGCAUUUCUCAAUGUUGCUUCGUUUCAGUACCUUUAAAGUAUGAUGACGAAUGAUGAUCUGUCUUUAAUUCUGUGUUUCCUUGGCGAUUAAACAAACUGUAUGUUUUCAUUGUAUCUGAUACAAAUACGUACUGCUUAAUUUAAUGUUUCCAUUUGAACUUUAUGGCCAGGGUGUUAUAUGUUCUCACUGUGUGGACAUUUUUAUGGAAAACUGGAUAUGAGUGCUUGCAUUCACUGUCAUGUGAGAUAUGAGUCUAUGAGAAGGUCAAAAAUAAACGCUGUUCCUUUUCA